Aspergillus luchuensis is the source of this 663-nucleotide messenger RNA. Its product is annotated as putative histone h1.3. The transcript is spliced from 3 exons. The record is from RefSeq and is a predicted model, not a curated record. NCBI's taxonomy places the organism in Eukaryota, Fungi, Ascomycota, Eurotiomycetes, Eurotiales, Aspergillaceae. Bases 1 to 663 code for a protein of 220 amino acids.
AUGUCUGCACUAAAGCCCAACCAACCCGAAACCCUUCUGGGGCUGAGUAUGGCCGAAGCGCGGAUGAUCAUCCUCGGUGUACUGAGUUCCGAUAAAUCUGGCAAAGUUGACUUUGAUAAGAUGGCCGUCAAGGGAGGCUACAAGAACGCUCAGUCUGCCAGUACUCUUUAUCACAAGGCCAAGCGUAGGCUUUUCGAUAUCCAUAAUAACCCGGCCGAUCAAGAAGCUGGUACCUCUAUCAGUCCUGCAAAGGAAUCCGGUUCCACCACUGCCACUCCCAAGAAAACUCCCGCAAAGCGUGGCAAAGACAAGGCUGUCGCCGAUGAUGACAACACUGGUGCUAUCGAGACUACUCCAACUCCUUCCAAGGGGAAGCGUCAGAAGACGGCAGCUACCCCCAAGACCCCGAAGACCCCUCGUUCUGCGCCGAAGGCUGUGAAGACAAAGGCUCCAAAGCCUGGAGGCGACACUACCCCCACUCCAGUCGAAGGCAAAGUCGCCGUGAAGAAGGAAGAACACGAUACGGAGCUCGAAAAAAGUACCGUCAAGGAGGAGUCGAAAUCUUCUGAUGACGAGAAACUUAUGAGUACCAGCCAGAUGAGUGCAGAGUUCUCUGUCAUGGGACAGUGUCCAGACUCUCCCAAGCAAAUGAGUCUGACUUGA